Passer domesticus (house sparrow) is the source of this 3819-nucleotide messenger RNA. Its product is annotated as proline-rich proteoglycan 2-like. The coding region runs from base 132 to 668 and encodes 178 amino acids. The record is from RefSeq and is a predicted model, not a curated record. The transcript is spliced from 6 exons. Lineage: Eukaryota; Metazoa; Chordata; Aves; Passeriformes; Passeridae.
GCCAUGGCAUCACGUGCUGCAGCAGCCGCGCCACUCCCCAGCCUGCGGCUGGAGACCCUUCCAGAGGAAGCAACAGCAGGCAGACCAGAGGCUGCAUCAUUCCAGAAAGCUGGGGAGAGCCAAGAAAGACAAUGGAUACUUCGUUUGGGAGUGACUCAGGCUCCAGUAUGCCAUCCAGCAUAAGCUAUCCUUCCUCUGGAAGUGACUCAGGCUACUUCAGCAUGUCACCCAACAGAACCUACACUGUGUCUGGAAGCGACCUAUCCGCCGAUUCCUUCCGGCGUCCCCAAGGACCCAUUUCACCUCGUGGUCCUAUUCCUACUGGUGAUGCUCUUUGUGCACCUCCAGCUCGUGCUCCAGCUCGUGCUCCUCUUCCUUCUCCUCCUCCUCCUGCUGGGCCUUCUGCCUUUCUCUUUCAACCCCAAGGAGCCAGUACGCCUCGUGGUCCUCCGCCUGAUGGACACUGGGGAGGGCCAAGGUACAGAACCUAUACUGUGUCUGACCCAGGCUCCAGUAUGCCAUCCAGCAUAAGCUAUUCUUCAUCUGGAAGUGACUCAGGCUACUUCAGUAUGUCACCUAGUAGAAGCCAUACUGUGUCUGGAAGUGACUCAGUCUACUUCAGUAUGUCUCCCAAUGCAGGAACCCCUGGGCAGGUGCUGUCUGGGUGAUCGCCUUCCCGAGAGCGGUCUCCUGCCAAUCUGGAUAACCAACUCCCCCAGCCCACCUUCCGCUCAGGCCUGGAUGGAAUAAAUAUACCCUCAAGCAGAAAAUGAUGGAUGGCUCUUGACUGAAGAAUCCAACUGGGUUUUAUUGGAGGAACAGUCAAAUUUCCAGGGAAGGUAGGGUCCAGGUGAUGUGGAGGGGGCUAGGAGGUCCACAACCGUAAUUGAAGGGUCUCAGGAUCAAGGAGCUGGGGAAAGAGGGUGCUGCUCUCUCUCAGAGAAGCACAGGACACCCAGGCACAAGGCACUGAGAGCCCCAAGCAGGGGUUGGGGUCAUGGUAUAUAACCAAGGAAGAGUGGGAGGGGUUGGGGUACAAACAAAGCAGUAACGUUAGGGUCAAAUGGAGGAGCUGGGAAGGAGUGAAACCACCACAUCCAAGGGGGAACAGAGUGGGGAGUGGUUCUGAACAGAGGCCAAUGGGUGAACAGGGUGUACAGAGCUUUUUAGAAGAGGGGAGUGAGUACCAUUUGCAUGACAAGGCUAGAUUUACAUAAAGGAAUGGAGAACCUUGGGAAAAUGUUAAGACUUUCUCACCCUGACUUAGAAGGGAGUUCGUUCCUAGGGCAUUCCCACUUCAAUGCCUGGCCCACGGUCUCCCACGUCUCCCGCUUUCUUCUUUCUUAAAAAUGCUUUGCCUGUUAUCUUCUGAAAAGCCUUCUUAAAGCAUGAUAUGGCUAUCAUGAUGAUAGUGAUGAUAAUAAGAACCCAGAUGAGACUCUUUAAAAUAGAGCCAGCCCACCCCGGGACACCCCAGCACCCAAAAAUUUAUCAGCCCAGUCAGCCACCUUCUUUUCAGUUUGUAUGUCUUUAAUUUGGUUCUGAGGCUCUUUGAUGAUGGCUUGUCUAGAUGUAUUGUGGGUAGAUAAGUUAAAACCACAAAGUCCUUUGAAGUCUUCACACCCAUGGCCAUGGGUGAGCAGCAGAAAAUCUAUGGCCACUCGUUUCUGCAGCAUGGCAUGCCUGGUGGUCUCCUCAUCCGCCAACAGAUCUGCUAACGCAGCAGACGUAGCGUUGGCCUGCUUACUAAGCCAGCAGCCCAGGUGAGAAAGCUCACCAAGGGCCUUCACGGCAGCAACCCAAGGCAAGAAGAUAGAUGCCAUGACCCUCUUAGUUUUACUCGAAUUUUAAAUUUUGCUACCACAAUUUGCAUCAAAUUCGGUGUAUGUUCUUUUUUGGUAGGCCAGUUUUGUGCUUUGUCUCCAAUCAUAUAAUAGAGAGAAGUUUGGGGUGAGUCAGCUGGCCAAGGCUGCAGGGGCCCCCUUGGAUCAUGGAGGGGAUCCCUGCCCACACUCUGUCACCAUAGAUAAGAAACACCCCCAGUGGGAGCAGCCUGGGAUAAUGGGCGGACUCAGAUAGUAUGGUGCUAGUGUAAUUGCACCAUUCUGCCGCAUUGUAACAUUUGUCAUUUGGAGAAACAUUCUUUCUGUUUAUACUUUGAGGUACUGUUGAAUCAUGCCAAUUUUGUUUCGCUCCGUAAUGGAAGUUGAUACAAUAACUCACUGUCGUGGUUUGGCCUGGAAAUGUGUUUCUGGAAAGGUCUAGGUUGGGCCAAUCAGUGGCCAAAUUCAAAAUUGGCAUGUGAUGUGGCCACUGAGGAUCUGGAUACGCCUCUGAGAACACACGGGGGUUAAAAGUAGGAGAUUCCCAGAGAACUUCCUCUUUGGGAAUCCAGCGUUGGUGAGUGAAGUCUGGACCUCUCCCCUGCCCAGCUGCGUCUGGGUGGGGGAGGGGGAGGCCAUGACAGGGAGGAGGCCAGGAGCCCCAAAAGGUGCAAAGGUGGAGGAGAACAUGCAGGGGUUGAUGAGACUUGAGAUGUCUGGGCAGACCCCCCGGAGAGAGAGACAGAGACUGUGCUGGCAGCGCAGCCGGCCAGAAGCGGGGGAUGCGGCGAGAGAAGGUGCCUGGCAGCUGUGGGAGUCCUGGACAGAGAGAAGGGAAGAUUUUAACCCCUUUGUAGAAUAAUGGAAACCUUACAAAUACUGAAUCUUCUUGAAUCAGAAUGAGGAGAGAGAGAUGAAAUGGUCAAGCGUGAGGAAAGCUGGAAGAAGAGAAAAGAAUCCUAGAUGGGAAGAGAUGAUGGAGUGGCCUUGGGCUGGACUCUUUCUUGUAUGGCCAUGGACAGACCUGUGUUUUUUCCCUGUGAUUUAGAGACUGUAUUUAAGGGGAGGCAACACCCAGGAGUCAAGAGUGAAGCAGCGGCAUGAACAAAGACGGCUGAAGGGGGUGUGAGGUGCCCUCUGUCUCCACGGAGAGGAAGAUAUCUGUUCAUGAGGCCCCUUGGCCCCAGGGGGUGAAAUUUGGGGGGGAGUGGUGUCCCAAAGUUGAGAGGUGAAGCAGUGGUGAGAACAGAGACGGCUGAAGGGGGUGUGAAAUGCCCUCUGUCUCCGUGGGGAAGAAGAUCUCUGUUCAUGAGGCCCCUCGGCCCCAGGGGGUGAAAUUUGGGGGGACUGGUGUCCCUAAGUUGAGACACUGCUGUUUCUGGAAGUGGGUGGAGCAUCUUUAAACGGGGAGCCCUAAAAGCAGUCCUGGCCCAUGUCCAGUGGUGAGAGCACUGGACAUGAGGAGGAAAAGUCACGAGGGCCGAUGUUCUCUGAGUGGGGCCACAAGCGACACGGAAGCACAGGAGGUUUUAAUUGUGCUUCUGGGGGAAGCCUAUGAGGCAAGGGAGGACUCCUCUCUUUCCCUGAUGGAUUUGAGGGUUGAUUAUUUGAGGGGUGGUGAAUCUGUGGAGAAAAGGGAGGGGGGAGGAGGAAUGUAUUUGGAAGGUUUUCAUUCUUAGCUUUGUAUAUGUUCCUUUCUAGAUUUGUAUGAAUAAAGUGUUGUGUUUUUCCCUCUAUCCCCGACUUUGUUCUGUUCCCGGGUCACAUCUCACAGCAACCAUUUUUGGAAAUAUAUCUUUCAUGGGGGCCCUGGCAUUGUGCCAGGGUCUAACCAUGACACUCACCCUGGUGGAGCCCAGCAGAUCUAAUUCCUGGGGCUCCUGUGGUGCAUGCAGAGGAUCUUUGUUCAUUAGAUGACCCAGGUGUCCACAGGUUUGGGUUUCUUACUUACAUACAGAUAAGCAUUUGGUGACAGGGGGACUCCUACCAGGCACGU